CGCCAAACCAAACCUACGUAUUAUAAAUAAAGCUGUUAAUUCCUUGGAAAAUAUUACGUCAUAUAGAUAUAAUUCAUCGUUCUACAAUCAUCUAAAAUGUCUAAGGAAAGUGCUCCUCCAAUGGAAAACGAACAUUUUCAGCAGGGAGGUAUGCCGGAUGCUCCACCAUCUUAUGAACAGUCUACAGCUGCCGCUGGAGGAUUCUACCCGCCUCCACCCAACGCCGUUUAUUCUCCGCCAGCAGCAACCAUGUACCCGCCACUUCCCCCCAACUCUGGGCCUGGUGAUAAGGUUCCGACGGUUGUGCCGAUCGUUACUACGCGUACGCAGGUGCAGUAUAUACCCGCCGUGACCUUCGGUCACCGUCCGCUCAACAUGGUUUGCCCGCACUGUCAGCAGAGCAUCACCACCACUACUGUCGGAGAACCAUCGGUCAUGGCGUACGUUCUCUCUGCUUUUCUCUGCUUCGUUGGGUGCUGGAUCUGUGCUUGCGUGCCCUGUUGCGUGGAUAGUAUGCAACAGGUGACUCAUAGCUGUCCUAGCUGCAAACAUCAUCUGGGAAGAUACAACGGAUCUGGUUAGAUCCUUAAAUUUGGAAAAUUCCGGAAAUUCACAAAUAUUUUGCUGUUUUGGUUUAACGUGAAUUUAUAAUAAUUCAGCAAAACGUAUAUAAGCAGAUCUGAACAGAAAUUUCACAAUUCACAAGCACGCAAAAAAAAUAAAAAAUGCGCAAAUGUGAAAUUGUCGAAUAAGGUAUAAAUCAGUCGAAUUAUGUAUAAUCUGAUCGACAAAACUGAAAAUUUACUAAUUUUGACAGAUGAAUACAACUUCACAAAAUUGCGAGAAAAAAAAACAUUAAA
Eurytemora carolleeae is the source of this 860-nucleotide messenger RNA. Its product is annotated as cell death-inducing p53-target protein 1. Gene Ontology annotation, molecular function: zinc ion binding. The transcript has 5 exons. The record is from RefSeq and is a predicted model, not a curated record. The coding region runs from base 97 to 582 and encodes 161 amino acids. Lineage: Eukaryota; Metazoa; Arthropoda; Copepoda; Calanoida; Temoridae.